AUGGCCGACCAAAAUUCCCAGCCUUUCGCUUCACCCUCAACACCUUCAACAACCCAAAUAUCCAUGCGAGAGGCAGCAUUCCUUGCUUCCAGUCGCCGUCUUGCCGCCCAACCACAGACCGUUCUUAGAGUCGCCAAAAGACCUCAGCGAAAUCCUUUAGCUGCCAGGCCGUUCCAGUUCAAAAGGGGCAAAGUGCUAAAAGCACCCCACUCCCAACACCAGCAAUCUUCACUGAAAGUGAGAAGAAAAGACAGGAUGACAAAGAGCUGGGGUUGUAAACCAACCACUGCCUACGGAGGAGGUGACGGUGGAAGUGACAGAAGAAAUGGUGGAAGAGGAACGAGGAGAAGCACUCUAGCUUUAGAGGAUCCUAAGGAGACUGUCAACGUAGACUCCUAUGAAGGACCCUCCAGAGUUGUGUUAGAGGAAGUUGCGGCAGAAAAGCAGUCGGAGGUGGUUGAGGAAAAGAAGAAGAAAAAGAAGAGCAAAGGAAAGAAGAUCGGAGAAGGUGAGCCAUCCCAUCAUCGCAAAGCAGAGAAAAAGAAUAAAGAGAAGGAGAAUGAAGAAGAUGAGGAGGCCAAACUGAGGAAGAGGAAAGAGAGGGGAGAAAGGAAAGAGCGCAGGCGUGAGGAAAGGCGCCUGAGGAAGGAAGAAGAAAAGAAGAAGAGGGCUGCGAGCCUAGAGAUGGACGGUGCAUCCACCUCCGUGAGGAAGGACAGGGGGAAUCAGCACAACUUAGGGAGCCAGUGUAACCUGAAACAACGUAAUUGGUUGCAACUGACGAAGGAGAAUAAGGAGAUGUUACCCACCUGA
Messenger RNA from Benincasa hispida (wax gourd), 813 nucleotides. The record is from RefSeq and is a predicted model, not a curated record. Lineage: Eukaryota; Viridiplantae; Streptophyta; Magnoliopsida; Cucurbitales; Cucurbitaceae.